AUGCCGACCACAGCCGAGGAUCAUCAAAGCAAACAUCCCGAUCUGGAAUGGCACCAGCUACCAACCCCAGAAGCUCACCCACGCUACACCUAUCGUGGCUUUCAACCCGGCAGAAGCAUUCUUACUACUGGACAUUUUCGGUCUCCGGGUUGGCGUCCAUUUACUGCAGAUACCAUCCUGGACAAUGAUGUCUCGAUUCCGAUGCGCGACGGAAUCAAGCUCUACGCGGAUAUCUUUCGUCCUUGUUCAUCCGAGGGUGGGAGGCAGACGGUCCCAGCAAUCAUUCCUUGGAGCCCAUACGGCAAAACAGGAAACGGAUGCCUUAAUUACGACAACAUCGCACCCUUUCGUGUCGGGUUGCACUUGAACCAAACCUCAGGUUAUGAGAAGUUCGAGGGACCUGAUCCUGCAGAUUGGGUGCCUCGCGGAUAUGCGAUCAUCAAUAUCGAUGCGAGAGGCGCCGGUGACUCGGAAGGGAACAUGGUCUUCUGGGGCCAGCAAGAAGCGGAGGAUAUCUACGAUGCAAUCGACUGGAUUAGCAAGCAAACCUGGUGCAACGGUUCUGUCGCCAUUGCCCAGAUCAACUUUGCUUCUCAUCUGGAGCAUCCUGCACUAAAAGCGAUAGCACCAUGGGAAGGGAGGAAUGAUAUGUAUCGGGAUUCUCUUGCAAGGGGGGGCAAGAAGCAUAACGCGGGGUUCCAAAAGUUUAUCCUGGCUGGAUUUGCUGGGCGGAAUUCUGUAGAGAAUAUGCCCCUGAUGUUGGAGAAGAGACCACUGUUCGAUGACUAUUGGGAGAGCAAAUAUAUGAACACUGAGAGAAUCAGUAUCCCAACCUAUGUUGUUGCAUCCUUUUCGUCUAUGCUGCAUAGCCGGGGCUCAUUUGAGACUUUCCGUUCUGCUAGCUCCUGCCAAAAAUGGCUGCGAGUUCACCCAUACCAAGAGUGGUACGACUUCUACCGAGGGGAGAUGGUUGAUGACCUCCAAAGGUUCUUUGAUAGAUUCUUGAAAGAAGCUGAAAAUGGCUGGGAAGUUGAUACUCCCCCUGUUCGAUUGUCCUUGUUGGGCUUCGAAGCAAGCGGUGGAAUUACGAAGACCAUUUGCGAACGACCGGAACUUGCAUGGCCUCUGCCUCGACAAACACUGAAGAAGUUCCAUUUGAAUGCAGCGCAAAUGGUGCUUCAACCCCAACAACCGCAUGAAACAUCAUCUGUCUCAUAUGAUAGCCAGGAUCUGAAAGCUACUUCUGAUUUUAAAAUAUUCUUUGGAGAAUACACCGAAAUAGCAGGAUACGCUAAAUCUACACUAUGGGUGUCCUGCAAAGAUAAAAAUGAUCUUGACAUCGCAUUGCAAAUUCGCAAGGUUUCCCGAGACGGCAAGCCUCUGGAGCACCUCAAUUAUCCAUGCCCUGUUCCAUGCGAACAAGUGCCAGACGUCAAUACCGCCAAGUGCUUAGGACCACAAGGGUUUCUUCGUGCCUCGCAUCGUAUCACGAAAGACCCCGAAAGAUCCACGGAUCAGGAGGUAUUUUAUAGGCACGAUAAACGCGAGUCAAUUCCACCAGGCUCUAUCGUCGAGCUCGAGAUCACCCUUUGGCCUAUCGGAAUGGUAUUUGCUCCUGGCGAAGGAUUGAUGUUGCGCGUUUCCGGUCAUGAUAUGUGUUACCCGGAGACCGAGACGAUUGGUAUGGAGCCAGUUAGCAAUGAGAAUAUAGGGGAGCAUGUUAUUCAUACCGGAGGGAAGUACGAGUCGAAUCUGAUACUACCAUUCAUUUGA
Messenger RNA from Penicillium subrubescens, 1773 nucleotides. RefSeq lists its product as uncharacterized. Gene Ontology annotation, molecular function: dipeptidyl-peptidase activity. Bases 1 to 1773 code for a protein of 590 amino acids. The record is from RefSeq and is a predicted model, not a curated record. Lineage: Eukaryota; Fungi; Ascomycota; Eurotiomycetes; Eurotiales; Aspergillaceae. The transcript has 3 exons.